UCGCCCCGCAUGUAGCAGCAGCCGCAAUCAGUCGGUCUUUCAGCUUUAUUAUCAGCCGGUCUGUACCGCCGCUGCUAGGAUCCGGUUUGCGUCUGAUGAGAGCGGGGGGUGAGGCUGGGAGGAGGCUUUCUGAGGCAGCUCUCUCCCCCGCUGCCUGGCUGGAGUGGACCCCUCCCUCCUCCUCCAUGUUGGAUCCAUCCACAGAUCCCAGCCCGCUGCUGGACCUCCCGCAUCAAAGUUGCGUGUUUAUCCACCUGCGGACAUUCGCAGACUGCGUAGCUGGAUAUUUUCACCGGGCGGAGAAGAAAAGGAGCUUUUCCUGAAGCAGGAAGUUUCCUGGAAUCCAGCAGCCUUCCCUGCUCGCUCCUCCUGAGCGGAGAUGGUCGCAGGCCACAGCCGCCGGAGCCCGCAUGGAUGUCUGUCCUGAGGAGGGACGCUUAAGACCAGGUCCUCCCGAAACGCGCCUCUCCCGGGGAACCGGAUCAAGUUCGGAGCCAUGAACAGCCACCCUCCGCCCCGCAGGGCUGGGAACGUGGGCUCCCUGCUCCUCACCCCGCAGGAGAACGACUGUCUGUUCGGCUACCUGGGCAGAAAAUGCGCUACGCUGUGUUCGGCCGUGGUGCAGGUGUACCGGGCCGAGCGGAGCGGCUGCUGGAUGAAGAGGUGCUGCGGGGUGGUCUGCCUGGUCAAAGACAAUCCUCAGAGGUCCUAUUUCAUCAGGGUGUUCGACAUCAAGGAAGGAAAAACGAUGUUUGAACAGGAGCUCUACCACAGCUUCUUCAUCAGCAGCCCCAGGCCCUACUUCAUCACUUUUGCAGGAGACAGCUGUCAGGUCGGUCUGAACUUUGCCAGCGAAGAAGAAGCCAAGCGCUUCAGGGUGGCGGUCAACGACCUGCUGAACCGGAGGCAACGGAAAACGGGUCCAGCUCUGCCUAUGGCCACGGUGGACAUCAAGAACCCAGAGAUCACCAGCCUCCGCUUCCAGAACUCCCACAGCCACCAUCAGCCCUACCACCUCAACAACAUGCUGAGCCACAGCGGCCUGGUCCGCAGGGACAAGAAGAGCAAAAGCAAGAAGAAGAAGCUGACCAAGGCUGACAUCGGCACACCCAGCAACUUCCAGCACAUCGGCCACGUGGGCUGGGAUCCAAACACGGGCUUUGAUUUGAACAACCUGGACCCGGAGCUGAAGAACCUGUUUGACAUGUGCGGCAUCUCCGAGGCCCAGCUGAAGGACAGAGAGACGUCCAAAGUCAUCUACGACUUCAUCGAGAAGAAGGGUGGGAUGGAGGCGGUGAAGAACGAGCUGAGGAGGCAGGCUCCUCCUCCACCUCCUUCCCGGGGUGGUGCCCCCCCUCCCCCUCCUCCUCCUCCACACAGCACAGCCCCACCUCCACCCCCCCCUCCACCGUCCAGAGUGAGCAGAGGAGCACCUCCCCCACCCCCCCCAUCCAGAGCACCUGUUUCAGCUCCCCCCCCCCCUCCUCCCUCCAGACCAGGAGCUCUUGGUGCUCCUCCUCCUCCUCCCCCCUCAAGGGGAGGCCCCCAGCCUCCUCCCCCUCCUCACCAUCACCACCAGCAGUGCCCCCCUCCUCCCCCUCCAUCAUCAUCGUCCGCCCCUCAAGCUCCUCCCCCUCCUCCUCCCAUUCUGCCGCAACCAGCUCCUGCAAGCUCUGCACCAGCAGCCCCCACCCCUCCCCCUCCUGCCCCCCCUCCUCCCCCAGACCUGGAUGGAGUCGGCAGCGGUGAACACUCUCCCAGUUCUCCAAACCCAGGUGGGAAGUCUGCGCUGCUGGAGCAGAUCAGAGGAGGAACCCAGCUGAAGAGGGUGGAACAGAACAACAGAGCUCCGGUGUCGGGUUCUGGACGGGAUGCUCUGCUGGACCAGAUCCGACAGGGAAUCCAGCUCAAGACUGUGUCUGAACAUCCAGAAUCUGGCCCCCCAACACCAGCCCCAGCUGCAGGGAUCGUUGGGGCCCUCAUGGAGGUCAUGCAAAAGAGGAGCAAAGCUAUUCAUUCCUCAGAUGAUGACGAGGAUGAAGAAGAGGAUGAUGACUUUGAGGAUGAUGAAGAGUGGGAUGACUAGUAGAGCCGUCCGCCUUGCUCCCAUGCCUACACUAAAUCUUCCAGACCCUAAAUUCACCCAGAAAUGGAAACGUUUGACUUUCCUCCAUAUUUAUUUUCUUCCAUGUAAUCUGUGCAAUACCUCAGCCGUUCCCUCCACCCAAAACCCUGCUGGGAGGAACUGUCCCGCUCACUGGGAGGCACCUGAAGGCACCACUAACCCGGAGCUGGGACUGGGCCGGCUGCUUUCCUCCUCCACUGAGCAGCAGGGAGGAGGUCGAGCUGCUCCCUGCUUCGGCUGAGCUCAUCUACUCCAUUUCAUCAUCUGUUGUCCGGGCAGGAAAAUCCUUCUCCUCCCGCUUGUUCUUCUUCUUGGCGUCUGACUCAGAGCUCUGACUCUGCGACCAAACUGUGUGGAUCUUUAACUUUCUCAUGUGAUUUAAAGCCGUUUUUGUUUUUUUUGCACAGUUUCUGACGUAGUUUUGUUUUGUGUGUUUUUACGCCGCGGCUGUUAACGUAACCAGACAAUGUUUUUAGUUUCCUCUGGGCGUCUCAGUAAUUUAGAGCUGACAUGAUGACCUUUGUUUUCCCAAACAUUCCUUUCUGUGCAGGAAGUAGCACAGUCAGUCUGUCACACUGUUAAAAGAAGGAAAAAUGUUGUUUCUUUCAGUGAACUAUGAUUUUAUGCAAUGCAAUUGUAAAUGUCCUCCUAUUGCAAAUAUGAGACAAAGCAAAUAAUCCUGAACCAAAUGAGGCAUUUUAAGGAAGCUUGUUGCUUUAGCGAUGCCUGUGAUCGUUUGUCUGCAAACCGUCUGUCCUCCAGCGAGGCCUAAUGCUGCAUCAACAAGCCAAGAUACUGACAGAGAAACCUGUGAAAAGGUUGGGGGGGGUUGAAUUGUAUACCUGAAUAAAUGUUAUUAUUUACAGAGA
Molecule: messenger RNA, 2994 nt
Organism: Cyprinodon tularosa
Lineage: Eukaryota; Metazoa; Chordata; Actinopteri; Cyprinodontiformes; Cyprinodontidae
Gene: wasla
Product: WASP like actin nucleation promoting factor a
Biological process (GO): actin filament organization
Molecular function (GO): actin binding
Source: RefSeq, a predicted model, not a curated record